AGCCAUCAGAAAAAAGCAAAAACCCAUCCAAGCGGUGUCCAGUUGUCAAUUUUACUCCGUUUUUCUUUCUGGUGAAAAAUCCACGACUGACGAUCCCGAAAAAAUCCACUAUUCGACCGAAAAAUGGCAGAUGCUGAGCUUGGAAAAGCGCUGAAGGACCUGCCGAAUCGAGUGCUGAACGUGAGCCUGGAAGAACGCCCGGAAUUGUUCCGUAAUGUGAUCGAUGUUCUGCCGAAUCCGGGUAUCAACGCGACCAUCGUCCGGGGAAUAUGCAAGGUGAUCGGAACCACUUUGACCAAGUACAAAGAUCCGGUUUCGCAAGGACUGGUGCGGGAAUUGCUGGUCGCUCUGCUGAAACAACAUCCGGAUUUGGCGUACGAGCAUUUCAACAAUGUCCUGAAGGCGCUGGUCACAAAGGACCUGGCGGCCGCUCCUCCACUCAAAGGAGCCCAAGCCGCCGUGCUGGCCUUGGGAUGGGCCAAUCUUGUGGCGCUACAUGGCAACCAUGAAUCCGACGUGGGUAAGAAGGAGUUCCCUAAGUUGAUUGAAAUUCAGGCCGGAUUGUACCAACUUUCGCUGACAUCCGGUAUUCAAAAGGUUUCCGAUAAGGCUUACAGCUUUCUAAAGGAAUUCUUCGCCAAGAAGGAAGACAUCGACAAGGUCUACUUCAAAAAGUUGAUAGCCAUGGAGCCCUCAAGCUCGGGCAUCCUUCUCAUGUCGGCAAUUUUGAACUACAACAAGGAAGAAUUCGAAGAUCACACGUUGCUGGACCAGAACAAAGCCAAACUACUGGAUCAUGUCGUAAAAGGAUUGGUAACCGUCAAAACGAAGCCCCAUGCAAGCGACGUAACCGGAUGUUCAAUCCUGCUGAGUGCCAUUACAAAGGACGAAUUUAAAGCAACCAUCCUCCCAGCCCUUCAGCGAUCCAUGCUCCGAUCACCGGAAGUGAUCCUGCGAGCCGUGGGGGCCAUGGUCAGUGAAAUACCCGUGGAUGUGAGCGAUUUUGCCAUGGAUCUCGGCAAGACGUUGGUGCAAAAUUUGGCAUCGAAGGACGAAACCGUCCGGCAGGAAGCGGUCGAAUCUCUGAAGCAAGUGGCAAUGAAGUGCAGUGCACCGAAAGCUGUGGAAGCCCUGCUUAAGGAAGUGUUUGCCGUGUUCAACGGAUCCGGUGGGAAGAUUACGGUGGUGGAGCUGAGGAUCAACUUGCUGCAGGGAGCUGGUAAUCUUAGCAACAACCAAAUCAAGCCAGAAGAUAUCGUUACGAUAAUGCCUACCGUAACAGAUCUUUUCAUCAAAGCCCUCGAAACCGAAACGCAAGAAAAGGUUCUCUGUCACGCGCUGGAAAUGUUCGGACUGUGGUCGGUGAAUUUCCGUGGAGAAAUUCCCACCAAGAUCGUACAAACUUUCAAGAAGGGUUUGGAUGUCAAAGCUCAAGUGUUGCGUACCAGUUAUCUGCAAUGGUUCCUCGCUUGUCUGCAAAACGGGAAACUUCCCUCGGGAAGCGAUUUCACUGCUCCGCUGUCCAAGAUUGUCGAAAAGGCGGCGCAAAACCCAACUCAAACCCCAGCCGUUUCCGAGGGUGUUGGAGCCGCUUGUAUUGUCCUGCUGACCAACCCCAAGGUUAGCGACCAGUUGAAGGACUUCUGGAAUGUGGUGUUGGAUAUGAACAAGAAGGUAUUCUUGGGGGAGAAGUUCCUGUCGGCAACUGCCCCGGAAACUCUCUGCUAUGUGAUGCAGUUUUGCGAGCGUAUUUUGCUGAACCAUUUAGACGAUUUGAAGGGAUCUCCAGAACCACUGUUCAAAACUGUUAUCCACUGCGUUAAUUCGCCUCAUAAGAAGGUACGCAAGUAUUGUUUGCCACUGCUGAAAAAAAUUGUCAACAGUCCGAAUGGCAUUAAUUUGGCGAAGAGUUUGCUGCUGGAACUUACCAACUUUGUCGAAAACACAAAGAUCUUGAAUGAAGGCGAACAGGAAGAGGGAGUUGUUCCAGCACAAGCCAUCGUGGACACGGUUAUGUCUGUGACCGAUAUCGAGUCCAUUCAGAUAUCCGACGCUCAAACAAUUGCCCUGAGCGUGCUUUUGUGUGCUCACCAUCCGGCGCCAGUUUCAGUGCAGUCCGACCUCUGGGAAUCGAUUCUGAAGCGGUACGAAUUGGACGGAAAAUAUUUCAUCUCGAUGAACACUUCCCACAUCAAGGAGGUUUUCUUCAAUGGGUACAAAGCGACGGCCAUGUAUGAGAACACCUUGGCAACCCUCUCGCACAUCAGCCCGGAAGUGAUCCUGCCGGUACUGGUCAAGAACGUGACCGACCAGUUGAAUAACUCGAAGAUGUCCAACGUUACCGACGAGGAGUAUUUCACCUACUUGACACCGGACGGCGAGCUGUACGACAAGAGUGUCAUUCCCAACUCGGAGGAGCAAACCAAUACGGCCCAUUUGAAGCGGGAGAAUAAGGCUUACAGCUACAAAGAACAGUUGGAGGAACUGACCCUGCGUCGUGAAAUUGAAGAAAAGCGUCGCAAAGAAGGCAAAUCCAAACCACCCCAAUUGACCCCGAAGCAAAAGGAAGCCAUCGAGAAGCAAACCGAGAAGGAGAAGGCCAUAAAGACUCGCCUGCGGGAGUUGAACAGUAUUAUCACCACUCUAAUCUCGCAAAUCGAAGGUGCAGCCAAGGGAACUCCCCGCGAGUUGUCCCUUUUCUUCCCUACGCUGCUGCCUGCCAUCCUGAGGGUAUUUUCAUCGCCACUUGCUGCUCCGUCGAUGGUCAAGCUGUACCUGCGCCUGCGGGAAACCUGCUUCUCUGGGGAACUGGUCGAAACGGGUCGAGAUGUGGCAAUUGCUACGAUUCGGCUGAGCAAACCCCACUGCGAUCUGGAGGAGAGCUGGUGCACGGAGAAUCUGCUGGAGCUGGUCAGCGACAUUCUGGUAUCGAUCUACGACGAAACCAUCGAUAAGUAUAACGUGCAUAUUGAGGAGGAUGGAGCGAAAAAUUUCCUGUUGAAUGCUCCGGCGUUCAGCUACACUUUUGAGUUCUUGAAAAGGGCUAUGGUACUGCCGGAGGCAGCGAAAGAUGAAAGUUUGCUGAUCAACGGAAUUCAGAUCAUCGCAUACCAUGCACAAAUAAAGGGCGAUACGGUUGAUGGGCAGGACUUUGAGGAUUUGUACCAUCCGAAGUACAUGCCCCGGUUGGAGAUGAUCAAACUGCUGUUGAACCUGAUUCAGCACCAUAGGGGACGAGUGCAAACGCAGUCAGUGGCCGCUCUGUUGGAUGUGGCUGAAAGUAGUUCCGGAAAGGAGUACACGGCGAAGGCGGACACUCGUGAGGUGGAGUGCCUGUUGGUGGCUUUGCAGGAUGAGCUGGAUGCUGUGAGGGAUGUGGCAUUGAGGGCGUUGGCAAUUAUGAUAAAGGUGCUGCCAUCGAUAAGUGACGAUUAUGAACUUGGAUUGAGGCUGACUAGGAGAUUGUGGGUUGCGAAACAUGAUGUUUGUGAAGAUACUAAACAGCUGGCGGAGAACGUUUGGAUUCAAGGAAAUUUCGAGGUGCCGAUUGUGAUGGCAGAUGAAUUGUUGAAGGACAUUAUACACCCGGAGCCUUGCAUUCAAAAAGCAGCAUCUUUCGCUCUUGUGUCCAUUCUGGCGGAAGACUCCUCUAUCAUCGACAGCAUUCUAGAGCAAUUGUUGGAGAUCUACCAGGACAAACUAACGAUGAUUCCUGCAAAACUCGAUCAAUUCGAUCGUGAAAUCGAACCGGCCAUUGAUCCGUGGGGUCCCCGGAGAGGAGUUGCCAUUGCUCUUAGUCACGUAGCUCCCUUCCUAACCGAGGAGCUGGUGAACAGUUUGACGCAGUUUAUGGUUUCCACUGGGCUACGUGAUCGCGAAGAAAUCGUCCACAAAGAGAUGUUGGCAGCCUCCUUGGCUAUCGUCGAACACCACGGAAAGGUAAGCGUGUCCUAUCUGCUGCCAACGUUCGAGAAGUUCCUGGACGAGGCACCCAACAAUAGCGAUUACGACAACAUUCGCCAGGCUGUGGUCAUUUUGAUGGGUUCGCUGGCGCGGCAUUUGGACCGGGACGACGAGCGCAUCCAGCCAAUUGUUAAUCGACUCCUGACGGCUUUGUCCACGCCCUCGCAGCAAGUUCAGGAAUCGGUUGCCAACUGCAUUCCUUAUCUGAUUCCAUCCGUAAAAGAUCAAGCACCCCAAAUGGUCAAGAAAAUGAUGCAACAAUUGGUCAAGUCGGAAAAGUACGGAGUGAGACGUGGAGCAGCUUACGGCAUUGCUGGAAUCGUCAAGGGCUUGGGUAUUUUGUCGCUCAAACAGUUGGACAUCAUGACCAAACUGACCAACUACAUCCAGGACAAAAAGAACUUCAAAUCUCGCGAAGGAGCGCUGUUUGCGUUUGAGAUGCUGUGUUCAACCUUGGGUCGUCUGUUUGAGCCGUACAUCGUGCACGUCUUGCCUCAUCUUCUGCAGUGCUUCGGAGAUUCCUCGUCUUAUGUACGUGAGGCUGCUGACGAAUGUGCAAAGACAGUGAUGGCCAAGCUCUCCGCGCACGGGGUGAAACUGAUUCUUCCAUCGUUGUUGAACGCUUUGGAUGAAGAUUCCUGGCGUACAAAAACCGCUUCGGUUGAAUUGCUCGGCGCUAUGGCCUUCUGUGCCCCUAAACAACUUUCAUCCUGUCUCCCCAGCAUCGUUCCCAAGUUGAUGGAAGUCCUGGGAGAUUCGCACAUCAAAGUGCAAGAGGCUGGAGCUACUGCUCUGAAAAUGAUUGGUUCGGUCAUCAAAAACCCUGAAAUUCAAGCGAUUGUACCAGUUCUGCUCCGAGCUUUGGAAAAUCCCUCGUCGAAGACCUCACUAUGUCUACAAAGUCUGCUGGAGACCAAAUUCGUGCAUUUCAUCGACGCUCCCUCGUUGGCUCUGAUCAUGCCCGUUGUUCAGCGAGCUUUCAUGGAUCGUUCCACCGAAACGCGAAAGAUGGCAGCCCAAAUCAUCGGAAACAUGUACUCGCUGACCGAUCAGAAGGAUCUCACCCCGUAUCUCCCGAACAUCAUCCCAGGACUGAAGACCUCCCUUCUGGAUCCAGUGCCGGAAGUUCGCGCCGUUUCUGCCCGCGCCUUGGGUGCUAUGGUAAGAGGAAUGGGCGAAUCAUCCUUCGAAGAUCUGCUGCCGUGGUUGAUGCAAACGUUGACCUCCGAAAGCAGCAGCGUGGAUCGUUCGGGAGCUGCCCAAGGUUUGUCCGAGGUCGUUGGAGGCUUGGGAGUCGAAAAGCUGCACAAACUCAUGCCGGAGAUUAUCGCCACAGCGGAGAGAACCGAUAUCGCUCCGCAUGUCAAGGAUGGCUACAUCAUGAUGUUCAUCUACAUGCCGAGUGCGUUCCCCAACGACUUCACGCCAUACAUCGGGCAGAUCAUCAAUCCGAUCUUGAAGGCCUUGGCCGACGAGAACGAAUACGUGAGAGAUACCGCACUGAAGGCCGGUCAGCGAAUUGUCAACCUGUAUGCCGAGUCCGCCAUUGCUUUGUUGCUACCAGAACUGGAGAAGGGGCUGUUCGACGACAACUGGAGAAUCCGGUACAGCUCCGUCCAACUGUUGGGAGAUUUGCUGUACAAGAUUUCUGGCGUUUCCGGAAAGAUGACAACGCAAACUGCAUCCGAGGAUGAUAACUUCGGUACGGAACAAAGUCACAAAGCUAUCAUCCGAAGCUUGGGUGCCGAGCGGAGAAACCGAGUACUGGCUGGAUUGUAUAUGGGUCGCAGCGAUGUUUCGCUUAUGGUCCGACAGGCAGCUCUGCACGUCUGGAAGGUUGUGGUCACCAAUACGCCGCGUACCCUUCGGGAAAUCUUGCCAACCCUGUUCAGCUUACUUCUGGGAUGCUUGGCUAGCACCAGUUACGAUAAACGCCAAGUUGCAGCGAGGACAUUGGGAGACCUGGUUCGGAAACUCGGAGAACGCGUUCUUCCAGAGAUUAUUCCUAUUCUGGAGCGUGGUCUCAACUCUGAUCAAGCUGAUCAGCGACAGGGUGUGUGCAUUGGUCUAUCCGAAAUCAUGGCCUCUACUUCAAGGGACAUGGUUCUGACCUUCGUGAACAGUUUGGUGCCAACGGUUCGUAAGGCUUUGGCUGAUCCUCUACCAGAAGUCCGUCAAGCCGCAGCUAAGACCUUCGACUCGCUUCAUACCACGGUGGGAACCCGUGCUCUCGACGACAUUCUGCCAUCCAUGUUGGAAAGCCUGUCCGAUCCCGAUCCGGAUGUCGCAGAAUGGACUCUGGAUGGUCUCCGCCAAGUUAUGGCCAUCAAAUCACGGGUGGUUCUGCCAUAUCUCAUCCCACAACUGACCGCAAACCCUGUGAACACGAAGGCACUUUCCAUUUUGGCAUCCGUUGCAGGCGAAGCUCUCACGAAGUACCUUCCCAAGAUUCUACCCGCCCUUCUCUCCGCUCUCGCAGCUGCUCAAGGCACACCAGAAGAAGCCCAGGAGCUGGAAUACUGUCAGGCGGUCAUUCUAUCCGUCAGCGAUGAGGUCGGUAUUCGUACCAUUAUGGACACGGUCAUGGAAUCGACAAAAUCCGAGAUUCCCGAAACUCGCAAGGCCGCGGCUACUCUCCUAUGCGCGUUCUGCACACAUUCGCCUGGAGAUUACUCUCAAUACGUGCCACAACUGCUGCGUGGUCUUCUGCGACUCCUCGCCGAUGGCGAUCGAGAUGUAUUGCAACGCUCCUGGGACGCUCUCAAUGCAGUCACAAAGACCUUGGACUCGGCUCAGCAAAUUGCUCACGUAACAGACGUCCGUCAGGCUGUUAAAUUUGCCAGCAGUGACCUCAAGGGCGCCGAACUCCCCGGAUUCUGCUUACCCAAGGGUAUUACACCGCUCCUUCCAGUGUUCCGUGAAGCUAUCUUGAACGGUCUACCAGAAGAAAAGGAGAACGCUGCUCAAGGUCUGGGUGAGGUGAUUCAACUCACUUCAGCAUCUUCGCUGCAACCGUCCGUGGUCCACAUUACCGGUCCACUGAUUCGUAUUCUUGGUGACCGUUUUAAUGCCGGAGUCAAGGCCGCUGUCCUAGAGACCUUGGCCAUCCUGCUGCACAAGGUUGGCAUCAUGUUGAAACAGUUCUUGCCACAACUGCAAACCACAUUCCUCAAGGCACUGCACGACCCAAGCAGAAUCGUACGCAUCAAGGCGGGUCACGCUCUGGCAGAACUGAUCGUAAUCCACACCCGCCCGGAUCCGUUGUUCGUCGAGAUGCAGAACGGCAUCAAGAACACAGAUGACUCUACCAUCCGGGAAACUAUGCUGCAAGCACUGCGAGGAAUUUUGACCCCAGCCGGUGACAAGAUGACCGAACCAUUAAAGAAACAAAUCUACUCCAUGCUCUCCGGAAUGCUUGGCCACCCAGAAGACGUAACUCGAGCAGCUGCGGCCGGUUGUCUCGGUGCCCUCUGCAGAUGGUUGAACCCAGAUCAACUUGACGAUGCGCUCAACUCCCACAUGCUCAACGAAGACUACGGCGACGAUGCGGCACUGAGGCAUGGACGAACCGCAGCACUCUUCGUCGCCCUCAAAGAAUACCCAUCCGCAAUCUUUACCGACAAGUACGAAGCCAAGAUCUGCAAAACUAUCGCCUCCUCUCUGAUAUCCGACAAGAUCCCAGUGGCGUUGAACGGAGUACGAGCAGCUGGCUAUCUCCUGCAAUACGGAAUGUGCUCGGACGACGUCAAACUCCCUCAGCAGAUCAUUGGCCCAUUCGUUAAAUCAAUGAACCACACCAGCAACGAAGUCAAACAACUCCUUGCCAAGACCUGUCUCUACCUGGCGAAAACUGUACCCGCAGAAAAGACGGCGCCCGAAUAUCUUCGGUUAGUGAUUCCGAUGCUCGUCAACGGAACUAAGGAAAAGAAUGGCUACGUCAAGUCCAACUCGGAAAUAGCUCUAGUCUACGUCCUGCGGUUACGAGAAGGUGAUGAAGUGCAUCAAAAGUGUAUUGCCCUGCUGGAACCGGGAGCACGAGAUUCCCUCAGCGAAGUGGUCAGCAAGGUACUGCGCAAGGUCGCCAUGCAACCCGUUGGCAAAGAAGAGGAACUAGACGAUACGAUUCUUACGUGAUUGCUGCGGCCUCCACCACCACUAUCCACCGCAUGGCAUAGGAAGCAGUAUCAAAUGCAUGGUCCUGAUCCAGUGGCUACCAUUUCAAGACCCGCCGCAGCAAUGGGCUCUAAAGUUUCGUUUACGAUUACUAUCCAGCUGUUAGGAGGUUACAAUUGGCUCAUAUGGAUCGAAAAUAAACUAGAAAUUAGAUGUGGAAAUAAGGCUCGCCAUCCGGCAUUUACGGUGGACUACAAAAGAAAGUCUUGAUUAGUGUUUAAUUCGCGUCAUAAUCAUAAUCAGUAUCGUACGUAUCGUGAGGAUCAUUGUCGGGGUCGGGAGAUAUCCCAGUGCUACCACCCAUUAUCAGUACUACCACUAUCAAUAUUACAGGACAUUCGAUUUAAGUCAAAACUUUUUAUAGGCCAUACCAUUUCCAAUAAUCGUCAUUACGUGAAAGUCUGUGUAGUUGCUAUAAACCUAGUUGAAUACAGUC
Aedes aegypti (yellow fever mosquito) is the source of this 8572-nucleotide messenger RNA. It is a transcript of the gene l(3)80Fj, whose product is annotated as eIF-2-alpha kinase activator GCN1. The coding region runs from base 124 to 8097 and encodes 2657 amino acids. NCBI's taxonomy places the organism in Eukaryota, Metazoa, Arthropoda, Insecta, Diptera, Culicidae. Gene Ontology annotation, molecular function: protein binding; protein kinase regulator activity. Gene Ontology annotation, cellular component: cytosol. The transcript is spliced from 5 exons. The record is from RefSeq and is a predicted model, not a curated record. Gene Ontology annotation, biological process: regulation of translation; cellular response to amino acid starvation.